Podarcis muralis (Common wall lizard) is the source of this 1506-nucleotide messenger RNA. RefSeq names its product protein geranylgeranyltransferase type I subunit beta (gene PGGT1B). Gene Ontology annotation, molecular function: CAAX-protein geranylgeranyltransferase activity. The record is from RefSeq and is a predicted model, not a curated record. Gene Ontology annotation, biological process: protein geranylgeranylation. Gene Ontology annotation, cellular component: CAAX-protein geranylgeranyltransferase complex. Lineage: Eukaryota; Metazoa; Chordata; Lepidosauria; Squamata; Lacertidae.
GCUGCCGGCGGCGACCGACGCUGCGCGCGCGCGGGGUUAGGGAGCGGUUGGCCAACAUGGCGGCGUCGGAGGAGGACGGGGGCUUCGGGGACGGAGAGCGGCUGGAUUUCCUGAAGGAGCGGCACGUGCGCUUCUUCCAGCGCUGCCUGCAGAUCCUGCCCGAGCGCUAUUCGUCCCUGGAGACCAGCAGGUUGACAAUUGCUUUUUUUGCACUCUCCGGUCUGGAUAUGUUGGAUUCCUUAGAUGUGGUGAACAAAGAAGAUAUAAUAGAAUGGAUUUAUUCCCUGCAGGUCCUUCCCACAGAAGACAGGUCAAACAUGCAUCGCUGUGGAUUCCGUGGUUCAUCGUAUCUGGGAAUGCCAUUCAAUCCGUCCAAGGGUCCCGGUAUUGCUCAUCCCUAUGAUAGCGGGCACAUAGCAAUGACUUACACUGGCCUUUCCUGCUUAGUUAUUCUUGGCGAUGACUUGAGCCGAGUAAAUAAAGAAGCCUGCUUGGCAGGACUAAGAGCUCUCCAGCUGGAUGACGGGAGUUUUUGUGCAGUCCUGGAAGGAAGUGAAAAUGACAUGAGAUUUGUGUACUGUGCUGCUUGUAUAUGCUACAUGCUUAACAACUGGUCAGGGAUGGAUACGAAGAAAGCCAUUGACUAUAUCAGGAGGAGCAUGUCUUAUGACAAUGGGCUUGCCCAAGGAGCCGGACUUGAAUCUCAUGGUGGCUCUACUUUUUGUGGUAUUGCGUCCCUAUGCCUAAUGGGUAAACUUGAAGAGGUAUUCUCUGAGAAACAGCUGGACAGGAUAAGGAGAUGGUGCAUUAUGCGGCAACAGAAUGGUUAUCAUGGCCGACCUAACAAGCCUGUGGAUACCUGCUACUCAUUUUGGGUUGGAGCAACUCUUAAGCUUCUGAAAAUAUUUCAGUAUACAAACUAUGAAAAGAACAGGAAUUACAUUUUAUCAACCCAAGAUCGCCUUGUUGGUGGAUUUGCUAAAUGGCCAGAUAGUCAUCCAGAUGCUCUCCAUGCCUACUUUGGGAUCUGUGGCCUGUCGCUAAUGGAGGAGUCGGGCAUUCGCAAGGUUCACCCCGCCCUGAAUGUAAGCACACGAACCUCGGAGCGCCUUCUGCACCUUCAUCAGAUCUGGGCAACCAAGGACUCUAAACAGUGUUCAGAUACUGUGCACGAUGCCACAUGACUGAUUUCAGACUCCACUUGAGCUUGGUAGCAUAAUUGUAGCCCAAGGUGAAAAGCCAUGUAUAACCAAUGUGCUCUUUUUAAGUGCUGGAAUCAUACAAUCAAGUUCAUGUCACUGGCAUCAUUCAGACAGCAAAUGGCCUUCAGCCAGUUAUUCUGGAUUGGAAUUUUUAAAAAUUGCUUGCCCCUACAGAUGUUGUCUUGGUUUUAAUGAAUCCCUUCAAAGCAAUGUUGUUCUAUUAUAUUACUUUAAACAGUGCAAUGGCAAAGUGUAAUGAUAAUAAAAAGGAUAUUAAAAUGUAUUUAAGUAUUUUCAUACUUAA